Molecule: messenger RNA, 2562 nt
Organism: Oncorhynchus kisutch (coho salmon)
Lineage: Eukaryota; Metazoa; Chordata; Actinopteri; Salmoniformes; Salmonidae
Product: solute carrier family 2, facilitated glucose transporter member 11
Exons: 12
Coding region: 303-1790 (495 amino acids)
Biological process (GO): dehydroascorbic acid transport
Cellular component (GO): plasma membrane
Molecular function (GO): D-glucose transmembrane transporter activity
Source: RefSeq, a predicted model, not a curated record
GGACCAGUAAGAUGUUCCUGGUCAGUCCUGUUCCUCUCACUGUUCAGUGAUCACUAAUCUGCGCUCUCUCUACCCCCCAUCCUUCUCUUUCUCUCCUCCUCCUCUCCAACAAGGUUUUCUUCCACUACAACCCAGACGAUGUGAUUAACAACAGUUUCGGGGACAGGACUUUGGUAUCGGUGGGGAUAAAUGUUCCUUGGUGUCUGUGUCCCUCCAUCUCCCUCAGCAGCAGCAGGCGAUCAACCAACUGUCCACCUGUUCUGCUGUUCCAGACAGCAUCCAGGUGAGCCUCAGACGGAAAGAUGGGAAAAGCACUCAAUGAUCUGAUGCAGUACUGGAGGCUUUACCUGUUGACAUUGGUAUUGGGAAUUGGGGGAUCAUUUCAAUAUGGGAUGCAAGUUUCCAUCAUGUCUUCUCCAGCAGAGCACAUACAGAGCUUUGUGAACCAGACCUGGCUGGGGAGGUAUGAGGUUCCAGUAGACGAUUCCACCAACAUGCUCAUCUGGUCUUUCAUCGUAUCUGUGUUUAGUCUAGGAGGAUGGGUCGGGGCUAUCCACAGUGGCAGUCUCCCUGUCACCUACGGCCGGAAGAAAGCCCUGCUGUUCAACAACAUAGUGGCCCUUGUAGCUGCUCUACUGAUGGUAUUCAGUCUCAUGGCCAAGUCCUUUGAGAUGAUCCUGCUGGGCAGAUUUCUCUAUGGAUAUAAUGUUGGCAUGGGGCUGAGUGUGCACCUGAUGUACCUGGGCGAGAGUUCACCUAAGAAGCUGAGAGGAUUCCUGACCCUCACUAGCUCCAUCUUUAUUGGCUUAGGGAAGGUCAUGGGUCAGAUUGUUGGCAUCAAGGAGGUGAUGGGUACAGAUGACAUGUGGCCCUGGCUGAUGGCCCUUGGUGGCCUCCCUGCCAUCAUCCAGUUUGUGACCCUGCUCUUUUUCCCAGAAGCACCUCGCUACCUGUACAUCGACAAAGGCGACACAGAGGGCUCAAAAAAAGCCCUGCAGUGGCUGUGGCAGGAGGAUGACCUGAAGAUGGAGAUGGAUGACAUGGAGAAGGAGAGGGAGAGCAUGCAGGGCCAGAAGUCUAAGACAGUGUGGGAAGUGCUGACUUCUCGCUGUGUCAGGUGGCAAGUGCUGGCUCUGGUCAUCCCCUGUGCCUGUGUUCAGUUUAGUGGUAUUAACGCAAUUUAUUUUUACGCUUUUGACAUCUUCCGUGAAUCUGGAGUAGCAGAGGACAAUAUGCACUACCUGUCCAUUGGCAUCGGAGCAACAGAACUCAUCUCCAUCAGUCUCUGUUCUCUGUUGAUAGACCGUGCGGGCAGGAAGAUGCUGAUGGGCUAUGGCUACCUGUUGAUGGGAGUCAUCAUGUCCAUCCUUGUUGUUAUGCUGUCCAUCAAGGACCUGUUUUCAUGGUUCCCUUAUGUUAACAUCGCCCUCAUCUUCUCUGUCAUCUGUGUUUAUGGACUAGGACCUUCCGGGGUGUCCAUGGCCCUCCCUGCAGAUCUCUUCCUGCAAGCCUGGAGACCGUCCGCUUACGUCAUCAGCGGCUCCGUCAACUGGCUAGGCCUGUUCCUCAUCGGGAUGUUCUUUCCCUACAUAGUGGAUGCUCUACGCCAGUUCUGCUUCCUGGUCUUUGUGGCAUACUGCAUGUUCAGCUCAGCAUUCAUGCUCUACUUCAUCCCAGAGACCAAAGGCAAGAGCAUGGUGGAGAUCAUGGAGGACUUUAACAAACUCAACUACAAGAAUAGUGGGACAGACACCGAAAAGGCUGACUUUGUUUUGGAAACAACAUUUUGAGAACAUUUGUAUAUACAGUAUACACUACCGUUCAAAAGUUUGGGGUCACUUAGAAAUGUCCUUGUUUUUGAAAAAAAAAAAUGUGUCCAUUAAAAUAACAUCAAAUUGAUCAGAAAUACAAUGAUAAUGUUGUAAAUGACUAUUGUAGCUGGAAAUGGCAGAUUCUUAAUGGAAUAUCUACAUAGGAGUACAGAGGCCCAUUAUCAGCAACCAUCACUCCUGUGUUCCAUUAGCACGUUGUGUUCGCGUUGUGUUUGCUAAUCCAAGUUUAUCAUUUUAAAAGGCUAAUCGAUCAUUCGAAAACCCUUUUGCAAGUAUGUUAGCACAGCUUAAAACAAUGGACCAGUUUCCUGGAAACAGAUGAAGCCUAGUCCUGGACUAAAAAAAAUACAUGCUAUGCUUAAUCUGUGUCUGGAAAUGCAAGUGAAAAAUAUGUUUAGGUAAGGACUACUUGAUAUAACAUGUCGAUUCAAUAUGGUAUAUUAUCAUUGAUUAUACAAGACACUAGAUUAGGGCCCUCUAUUUCAUUUGACUGUAAACCUAUUAGAUCAAUACCAUUUCUGAUGUCAGUGUGGUAUUUAUUAACUUAUUGAAACCUGCAAUGACAUCAACCCCAAUGACAUGACACUGAAAACAAAACAAUGUUCCUGGGAAAGAAUGACAUAUCUGUCUGUCCUUUCCAACAUCUGAAUGUCACCACCAGUAUAUAGCAAGAUGUCUGUGCAGUUUGACUGUGGGAGUAAAAAUAAAGAGACAUGGCUAAAUAAGUGAA